UCUACCGCUAAAGCAAUCCAACGUCUAACGUUAGAGUCCUCGCUCUCGGAAAGCCGAGGACUGGGUGAGCAAAUGGCAAGCACGAAGCCGAGCCCUCCCACCCUUCAGAAAUCGGGAGCCAUUUCUAAAGGCUACAACUUCGCCUCUACUUGGGAACAGAAUGCUCCUCUAACGGAGCAGCAACAAGCGGCAAUCCCAACGCUGUCUCAUACGGUUGCGGAGCGGCCUUUUCCUCUCAAUCUGCCACUGGACCACGUCUCCCACCCGGAUAAUGCCUUCUCCAUCUCUGUUUCCGCUAAAGACUCUUCUCUCCAACAUUCUGGUCCUGCCAUCCAACCGUUCUUGGUCAAUACGAACCAGGUGGAUGACACCCUAGACUUAUUUGAUGAGCUACAGCUGCAGCAUCAGGCUGCAGCUACGAAGACUAAAACUCUUCAUGAUGCAUGUGAUCGACUGGUAAUGGCGAAGCAAAGACUGAUUGAGUUUGUAGAAGCACUUCGUAGUAGGCUCAAGUACUUUGAUGAAUUGGAGAAUAUUGCUUCCAAUUUUUAUUCUCCAAAUAUGAAUGUUGGAAAUGAAAACUUCGUCCCACUGCACAAGCGGCUUGAUGACUGCAUUUGUAAGUAUGUUGAAAGUAAUCCAGAGUAUUUAGAAUCCAGUGUUUACUUGCUCAAGUUCCGACAACUUGAGUCUCGAGCUCUGGGCAUGAUGCGCUCUCUUGUACUUUCUAUCCUCAAAAGUGCUUCUUCUCAGGUCCAGACAGCAAUUCGAUCUAGUGGCAGCAGCAAAACAGCUGUUUCUGAAGGUGUAGAGGCAUCUGUUAAUGUUCGUUUCAAAGCAGCAGCGAGCGAGCCAGCGCUGGAGGGAAUUGAAAGCAGAUCAUCUAGGAAAGAAUAUGUUCAACUUCUUGCAGAAUGCCACAGAUUAUAUUGUGAACAGCGGCUUUCCUUGGUAAGAGGCAUUGUGCAUCAACGGAUAUCUGAAUUUGCAAAGAAAGAGGCCUUGCCAUCAUUAACUAGAUCUGGAUGUGCAUAUCUAAUGCAGGUCUGUCAGCUUGAGCAUCAACUCUUUGAUCAUUUUUUCCCAUCUUCUGAGGACAUUUCAAGUUUGGCUCCCUUAAUAGAUCCCCUGUCUACAUAUUUGUAUGAUAUACUCUGCCCAAAACUUAUUCAUGAAACAAAUAUCGAUUUUCUGUGUGAACUUGUUGAUAUCCUCAAAGCUGAAGUCUUAGGAGAUCAGCUAAAUAGGCGGGGUGAACUGUUAGCUGUGCUGCGCCCUACCUUACAAAGAAUUCUAGCAGAUGUUCAUGAGAGGUUGACUUUUCGUGUUCGAACACAUAUUCGUGAUGAGAUAGCGAACUAUUUGCCUUCUGAUGGAGACUUGGAUUACCCUGCAAAGCUGGAACAAUCUGUUGAGAAUGAAACGGGGACUACUGCUGCUGAGGAAAGCCCAGAUGUAUUUAAAACUUGGUAUCCACCACUUGAGAAAACUUUAUCGUUGCUUUCAAAGUUGUAUCGCCGCUUAGAACCUGGAGUUUUCACUGGUUUAGCACAGGAAGCUGUAGAAGUUUGCUCGAUGUCUAUCCAAAAAGCAAGCAAACUCGUUUUAAAGAGAUCAACCCCAAUGGAUGGCCAGCUCUUCCUCGUAAAACAUCUUCUUGUUUUAAGGGAGCAGAUUGCACCUUUUGAUAUCGAAUUUUCAGUAACACACAAGGAACUUGAUUUCUCUCAUUUGCUGGAACCUUUAAGACGUAUUCUUAGAGGCCAAGCAUCACUAUUUGACUGGUCAAGAUCAACUUCAUUGGCAAGGACCUUGUCUCCCAGACUUUUGGAAAGUCAAGUAGAUGCAAGGAAGGUUUGUGAGUUUUGUCGUAUUACGACACGACCUUUAUAUGAGUUGUACUGGAUACUCCUUAGUUGACUUGACUACACUGCAAUGUUUUUGAGGUUGCCUGUGUUGUAUUUCGAAAGCAAGAGAAUAGAUUGUUUGCUUAUAAAAGGUUAUUGAAAAGAGUAAGUGUACCCCAAAUGAAGGGAUAUAACUUAUGUUCUAGUGAAGUCAAUUCUGGAAUUUAAGUUUUAUAUGCAAAUUUCACUAUAUCUUUCC
Messenger RNA from Juglans microcarpa x Juglans regia, 2106 nucleotides. Its product is annotated as conserved oligomeric Golgi complex subunit 3-like. Gene Ontology annotation, cellular component: membrane; cis-Golgi network; COG complex. The record is from RefSeq and is a predicted model, not a curated record. Lineage: Eukaryota; Viridiplantae; Streptophyta; Magnoliopsida; Fagales; Juglandaceae. Gene Ontology annotation, biological process: intracellular protein transport; Golgi organization; intra-Golgi vesicle-mediated transport.